CAUUUUAGGGUGAGAUAUGAGACAAAUAUCUCACCUGCAAAUCAGCAGUCAUUCAUUUGCAAAACGAAACGAGAUUGCUCCUUAAAUUCAUCACCCAGCCAGCAGUGCGCGACUGUCGUAUCUAGAAAAACGCCACAACCAAAUACUAUCUAGACCGAACAUAAUGGCAUCCGCUGUUUCGAAAACUCCGAUGCUCCGUGCUGCUGCGGCUCGUGGAUUCGCUGCCCAAGCACAGGCUGCCGCUGCAAGCCGUGGAUCGUCCGAAGUCCAGUGCACCAACCUGCCGAACAAGUUGACGGUUGCUUCGGCCGAAUCCGGUGCUGCCGUCGCUCGGGUUUCUAUUGUUUAUCGUGCUGGGUCCCGUCAGGAAACGGCCGAUAAUUUGGGUGCUUCCCAUGUUUUACGCGCGGCUGCUGGUCUGUCCACGAAAACGGCCACAACAUUUGCUAUUACUCGCAACUUGCAACAGAUUGGAGGUUCAUUGACCGCUACUUCCGAUCGUGAGCUGAUUACAUACACUGUGGCUGUAACCAAGGAUGAACUGGAGACGGGCUUGAAGUUUUUGGAGGCCGCCGCUACAGGUCAGAUAUUCAAGCCUUGGGAAUUGGCUGAUUUGACAACAUUGAUCAAGGCGGACAUUGCCCGAGUUCCGGUUGAGGUACAAGCUGUUGAAUCGUUGCACAAGGCAGCUUUCCAUAGCGGACUUGGAAACUCGGUCUACUGUCCAAGCUACAACGCCGGCAAGCAUUCGUCGGAAACACUUCAACAUUUUUUGUCUGCCAAUAGUACUACAGGUCGCGCCGCUGUCGCUGGGGUUGGUGUUGACCACCAGCUUUUGGUUGGUUUCGCCCAGAGCCUGAACCUUGAAACUGGUGGCGUCUCUGAGAGCAAGGUUGACAGCUUCAACAGCAGCGAAAUUCGUCACGAGCGCGGAGGAAAUCAAGCUGCGGUGGCCAUUGCCACUCAUGCUGUCGGAUGGAACAGCUUGAAUGAAUGCCUUGCAAAUAUUGUCCUACAGUUUGCUGCUGGAACUGGACCAGUUGCUAAGCGAGGUGCAAACAAUGGUAUUCUGACCAAGCAGAUCGGAAACUCCGUUGAAAGCGCUACAUUGUAUUCCAACUAUAGCGAUAACGGUCUGUUUGGAUUUGUUGUGUCUGGAAAGGCCAAGGAGGUCGGUAAAGCAGUCGAAGCCGGAAUCAAAGGGCUGCGAUCGUUGAACGUCACCGAUGCCGAUGUUGCCCGUGGAAAGGCCGGUGCCGUUGGUUGGCUGGCUGAAUACUUGGAAAACCAAGGUACACUGGCUUUUGAUUUGGGCGAACAGGCUGCUCUUAUCGGCAAGAUUUACAAGAAGGCCGAAAUCCUGGCUGCCAUUGAUUCUGUUUCGACCAGCGAUGUGCAAACGGCUGCUCGGAAACUCGCUUCCGGAAAGUUAGCUAGUGGCGCUGUCGGUAACUUGAGCAACGUGCCGUAUCUUUGCAGUUUGAAUUAAGCGCUUUGCAAAAGCGAAACGGUGCGCAGAAUAGGUCUGUAGCGUGUAUCAUUAUUAUUCGUAAAUUAAAUAAAAUUAAAUUGAAACUUAAA
This is a messenger RNA of Armigeres subalbatus, 1581 nucleotides long. It is a transcript of the gene UQCR-C2, whose product is annotated as cytochrome b-c1 complex subunit 2, mitochondrial. The record is from RefSeq and is a predicted model, not a curated record. NCBI's taxonomy places the organism in Eukaryota, Metazoa, Arthropoda, Insecta, Diptera, Culicidae. The transcript has 5 exons. Gene Ontology annotation, molecular function: metal ion binding. Gene Ontology annotation, cellular component: mitochondrion. Bases 164 to 1489 code for a protein of 441 amino acids.